Messenger RNA from Emiliania huxleyi CCMP1516, 387 nucleotides. RefSeq lists its product as hypothetical. The coding region runs from base 1 to 387 and encodes 128 amino acids. The transcript has a single exon. NCBI's taxonomy places the organism in Eukaryota, Haptophyta, Isochrysidales, Noelaerhabdaceae. The record is from RefSeq and is a predicted model, not a curated record.
AUGCACACUCCCGACGUGGAGGCCGCUUGCGCCGCCGACGCGGAGACGCAGAGCUCAGACGGCACGCGCUUACGCUCUGGCGGCACGCACGCUCACUGGCGCUCCGCCGUCGCGCUGCUCGCGGCCCUUGCACUCGUGGUGCUGCUCGCCGCUCCGUCGGCCGCACCCCGCGUGGCGGGCACCUGGACGGCGCAUUGGGCGAAGCAGACCUCCUCCGGCAAGGAGCGGCCGGUGAGCUUCCUGCCCACCCUCGUCCAGUGCGAUAGCAGUAGACGGUGCUACGGGCGGUGCGAAGGCGAGCGGCAGCGGGCUGACGGCAGCCGUUGCACGAACGGGUGGUGCCACGGCACUUGCCUUCCUGGCUGGUACCCCGGCUACGCGGGCUGA